Octopus sinensis (East Asian common octopus) is the source of this 9044-nucleotide messenger RNA. RefSeq names its product protein sidekick-2-like. The transcript has 40 exons. Gene Ontology annotation, molecular function: protein binding. Gene Ontology annotation, biological process: cell-cell adhesion. The coding region runs from base 1359 to 8057 and encodes 2232 amino acids. NCBI's taxonomy places the organism in Eukaryota, Metazoa, Mollusca, Cephalopoda, Octopoda, Octopodidae. The record is from RefSeq and is a predicted model, not a curated record.
UUCCUACUCCUCCGCUCCUCGUUCUCUCGGGACACGCUUAGCAGAGGCAGCUUGGCAUAUUGCCAGCCGAGUUUAGCAGCCGAUUUUUACACACAGGAAUAACUAUCACGUUUAUUUAAACCAAGCAACAAUAUUGGAAAAGGGAUAAAGAGUGGGAAGGGAGCAAAAGGGGGAAGAAAAAAUUGAGGGAGAGACAGUGAGAAAAAAAAGAGAGAAAGAGAGUGGGAGAGAAAGCGAGAUGGAUGAGAAAGAGGGAGAAAGUUUGUAAAAAAAAAAAAGAAAGAAAAUGGGGGAAAGACCUGCAUAAACGGAAGAGAUAGUAACCAAAAACAUUAAAAAAAGAAAAACGGGCUGGGUUUUUCAUAGUUUUCUUUACACCUUUUUUUUUCUUUGUUUCAUCUAUUCAGGGUUAUUUUGUCACUCAAUCACUAAACUGCCUGGCUUAAAACUCCUUCGCUCCUUUUCUACUUCCACUCAGCCAGCCACUCACUCACUCACUCACUCCCACUACCUUCACUCACUUUACUAGUUUCUCUUCCUCUCACCACCACCACCACCACCGCCAUUACUAUCGUGUGUCUCACUCUCUUCCCACCUGUACAACAACAACUGAACUGUCCACGUUACUUAGUUAUAUACGGCCCACCGGUCCGGUCGGUCGGUCGACACAUGAAUGGAGGCCUUUUCUUUUUGUUCAUCACCAUCAUUCCCAUUAUUAUUACUACUAUUAUUAUUAAUACUAUCGCAACAGUCUUUACCGGUGUGGACACUGGAGGUGUUAUUUUCCACUUAAAACCAUGAACAGUCGACAAAAAUCUUGGACAUAAACGUCAACUCGCGAUCGUUUGUAAAUUAUUCAUAUUUUGUUAUUAUUUUUUUUGUUUGUGUGUGUGUGGUUUUCUUUUCUGCCGCAACAGGGGGAAAAAAAGGAAAAGGAAAAGGUCACCAAACCCCCAUAAAAACACAAGGUGUCUGUUCGAGAAUAGCUUAACCCGCUUCUAUCCCCUCCACACCUUACACACACACAGAUUAUAUUAUAUAUAUAUAUAUAUAUAUAGGCCCUAUUGUUUAUUGAAAAAAACAAGUCACUUCCUUUUCAGUCUCUCGCUUUGUUAGAUUAAAGAUAAAACUUAAAAGCUAAUCAGUUUUACCUGGUGUAAAAAAAAAAAAAUAGUGAAAUAAAACAGGAAAUAGAUUUAAAAAAACCACAAAAAACUCCUCAGUUGUGGGUGAAGAGGCGAUAACAAAUAGCAAAGUGUAAACCUAACUUGUUUUUACUGUACCUCGGCCUUUUACACUUUUUACUGAAGCAGAGAGAGAGAGAAAUAAGGUACACUUAAGGACAGAUCCCGGAAAAUAUGACAAACCGGGGGAGUAGGUUACAUUUCAUGUGGAUAUUUAUCCUUGGAUAUUUACUCUGGAGUCCUCAUGCUUCGGCAAACGAGUACAUCACAUCUUUGCACAAAGAUAAACCCAGUCCUCCAGCAUUCACAGAAGAAUUGAAAGCUGGUAGUGUGAAAAAAGUUGGAGAACGCCAGAUACUUAGUUGUCGAGCUUUUGGACUGCCAACACCAACAUAUUCUUGGUUGAAAAAUGGCCAAGUAUUUAAUGAUACCACUAAUAGCUAUAUUGAACUGGAGCUUAAGCAUUCUGAUGCUGGGGAGUACCGUUGUAUAGCCAAAAACUCCCAAGGGUCUAUCAUCAGCAACAAAGUUCAUGUCGAAGUUUCAUAUAUCAGCUCUUUUGAUAUGACCUCAAUACCUCAAACAAUCAGUGCUAAUGUUGGAGACCCCAUUAUUUUACCUGUACCUCCUAUAGAAAGUGUGCCUUUUCCUGAAAUAACGUGGUUCAAUGGGACAAAAAGCUUAAAAGCUGGAAGUAAACGUUAUGACUUUACUGUAAACCAUUCAUUAGUCUUAUUGAAUUUGUCUCCUCAUGAUGAUGGCAGGACCUUCCAUGUCAGAGCCAACAACACACUAGAUGAACCAGUUUCCAGUGAAUCUUUCACUAUUUUCAUUACAAAUCCUAGAAAUAUACCAAGAAUUGCUCCAACAAUUGUUGUUCCUCCCGUUGAUACAACUACUAACAACAAUGAAAUCACUCAAUUUAUCUGUAUCGUCAAUGCUAGACCAUUAAAAUAUAACAUCACGUGGUUCCGAAAAGUGAAAAACGAAAGUAUCUUACUGACUGGACCUAAAUACAUUCUAUCAAAAUAUAAACGGAAAUUAAAUAUUAAAAAUCCUACAACAGCCGACAGUGGAAUCUAUGAAUGUGUUGUGCAAUCAAACUACCCCACUGUCAGAGCAUCCGCUCGUCUCACCGUACUAGUGCCUCCAUUCAUUGAAGCUGAUGAAGUCAAAUCUAGACCAGAUUAUGGUAGCAAUGUGCAACUGCACUGCACUGCCUUUGGAACACCAAAACCUCACAUUCAGUGGUACUUAAAUGCUGAAGAAAUUACAUCCUCUAACAGUAAGCAUAGAAUUCUUCCCAAUGGAACUCUGAAAAUUAACAAUGUUAACUCCAUGGACUCUGGGAAAUACCAGUGUUUUGCUCAAAAUGCUGCCGGGGAAACUUAUAAAUCAUUUCACCUUGUCGUAAACAGUUCACCUCCAGAAAUACUAGGAUCAAAAUUAAAAAAUCAAACUGUUUGGGAAGGAUCAGAUGUGCGACUUACAGUUAAUGUUAAAGGAGCACCAGGCCCAAGUGUUAUUUGGUCCCGUUAUAUUGGUAAUGACUGGGAGAACAUUAGCAGCACAGGUCGUUUACAGUUGGUUCAACCUGACCUCUUACUUAUCGCUAACAGCAAACCGGAUGAUACGGGCUUCUAUAAGUUUGUUGCAUUCAAUGAAAUGGGAAUCAUCCAAUCUAAAAUGUAUCUUCUUGUUAAGAGAAAAACUCAAAUCAGUCUUCCCCCACAGACCCAAGCUUUAGUUUUUGGUAGCACAGCAAUUCUUCGAUGUGGUGUCAGUAGUGAUCCAUCAGUGACUGUGAGUUGGCAGUGGAUACACGAGAAACCCCCAGAUAAUAAAAGAACUAUUAUCAAACCCAGUGAACGACACAGCAUUGAGAAUGGGACACUGCGUAUCAAAAGUGUCAAUGGUAUUGAUGUUGGUAAUUACACCUGCAUUGUUACUUCCUCUGCAGGCAAUGAUAGCAGAAUGGCUUCUAUUACUGUUAUGGAAGUACCAUAUCCUCCAAUUAUUCUAAAUGUGUUUGCACACAGCAACUCUCCUGGCAGCGUAUCUAUCACAUGGCAAGCUGGUGAUGAUGGUAACUCCCCGAUCACAGGUUACAUUAUACAACAUAAGCUAAUUAAUCAAGGUUCUCCUUCCAGCAUAUUGAAUCCUCCCUGGGACACUUACCAAAAUACAAUUGAUGCUCAGGUUCGUAACUACACUGUAACAGGUCUGCAGCCUGCCAGUUACUACCAGUUCCGGAUUAUGGGAGUCAAUCUGGUGGGUGAAGGCAGGGCCAGCGAACCAGCUCCCGACCCACCACUACUUAUACCCCAGCAGCAAGCACCAAGUGGUCCACCAAGAAAUCUAGUUGGACGUCCUCUAAGUAAUUCCUCUGUUUUAAUCAACUGGCUACCCCCUUCACAGGUUCACUGGAAUGGCCCAUUGACUGGUUAUGUCAUUCGUUACAAACCACAGAGUUAUAAUGAUAAAUUCGCCCAACAAGAGGAAGCCGGUGUCAAAAACCAAAUGAAAGUCAUAACUGGCCUGGUAACAUUUACACACUACGAAAUCAAGAUAGCUGCUCGCAAUGCCAAAGGAAUUGGUGUCUUUAGUAAAUCUAUAACUGUUCUAACAGAGGAAGGUCGCCCCACAGCACCUCCAACCAAUGUCACUGCUCUAGCUAUUAAUUCCACUGUUAUUGAAGUAAAAUGGAAGCCACCUCUUUCAUCUCAAAUUUUUGGAUUACUCUUAGGGUACCAUAUCAUUGCCCGUCCUAUAGAUAAAGAAUCUGGUGCUGAAACAGUAUCUGUACAAAUAACGGUAAAUUCUGAGAAACGGUACGGAUGGCAAGAAGGUUAUAUUGGAAAUCUAGAGAAGUUUGCUAAUUACAGACUCACGGUUGACAGCUACACUUUGAAAGGUUCCGGCCCAGAAAGCGUGCCUAUAACUGUAAGAACUUUGGAAGAUUUUCCUGAUAAAGUAGCGCAUAUUGGCUUCAAGAAUGUUACAGACCGUUCCGUUGUAGUGAUAUGGAAAGCACCACUUAAGAAAAAUGGUAUUCUUCUAGGUUAUAUUUUGGAGUACGUUGAAAAGAAUUCCACCAAUGUAAAUUCUAAGCCCUUUAGUCCUCAGCAGUUAAGUUACAAAAUCCCGUCACUGAAACCAACGACAGUAUACACAAUUUCUGUAGCUGCACGGACAAGAGUUGGCCGUGGCCCCUUCUAUUCUGCAGAUGUUCGUUCAGGAUUUACACCAGUGCCUCCUGGAGCACCAAGCAGCUUAGGAAUCAGUAACAUUCAUCCCAGAUCUUGCCAACUAAGAUUCACUCCAGGUUUUGAUGGUAAAACUUCCAUUACCCAGUGGAUAAUUGAAGCUCAGGUUAAUUCAGAUAAGAAAUGGAAAAAAAUCUACAGCGUAUCUGCUCCCGAUGCUACAACCCUGAGAAUUCCGAAUCUAUUCCCUUACACACAUUAUCGUCUUCGCAUCAUAGCUGAAAACACUGCCGGUCGUAGUAACCACAGUGAGCCAUCUCGACUGUUUCAAACAAGUCCUGCUCCACCCAGUAGACCUCCUGGAAAUGUUACAGUUCAAGCUAUCAAUGAGACAGCAUUCCGUAUCAGCUGGAUGUUAUUAACAAAGCAAGACUGGAAUGGAGUACCCCGUGGCUAUGAAAUAUGGUACAAAGUUGUUGGCAGAAAUGAAAGUUGGACAGUAGUUACUCUGGAGAAUGCUUUCAAUAAUUACAGCUAUAUUUUGAAUGGUCUCAAUGAAUGGGUGCUGUACAAAGUGAAGAUGAAUUCCUAUAAUUUUGUUGGCAAAAGUCCUUUCAGUCCAGUAAUCAGCCAAAAAACCAUGGAGUCUGUGCCAUCAUCUGGACCAAGCAAUGUAACUGGAGAAGCAGUUUCUUCCUCUUCUAUUGAUAUCCAGUGGGGGGAUGUGCCUCUCCUUGAACAAAAUGGCCAAGUCCUUGGAUAUAAGAUCAAAUAUCAAGCUGUGGAUGAAGGAAUGGUGCCAAAAUUCCAAACUGUGAAUAACGAAACAAGGCAAUAUGAAUUGCGUAACCUGUUGAAGUAUGUCAGCUAUAAGAUAAAUGUGCUUGCCUUCACUAAAAUGGGUGAUGGUGUGCUCAGUGAACCAACACUAUUUAUCAGAACUAAAGAGGAUGUUCCUGAUCCACCUAUUAUAAUAUACUUUCCUAAUGUAACAUAUGAAAUGGCAAAAGUGGUAUGGGCACCUCCAAAGAAACCAAAUGGCAUCAUUCUGAAAUACAGAGUGACUUACGGACUAAGAGCUAACUUUAGUUAUCAAAAACCAAAUUAUACAAUUGUAAAUGCUAAUGUAAAUAGCUUCACAGCAUACAACCUCAAGAAAGAGAAGUAUUAUACUUUCAGUGUUGCUGCUAAGACUGCCCUUGGCUGGGGAAAUGCAAGUGAAGUUAUAGUGUUCACUACUGCUAAAAGAUAUCCUCCUGAAAGCCCGUCAAAGCCAGUUGAAAGUUCCCGAGUUUGGUCACGAUCUAUCACCGUCAGCUGGCAUCAUGGUAACGAUGGCUAUGGACCAUUGCGGAACUUCACUAUCCAAUAUCAGAAAAAAUACCAGCAAGGUUGGGACACAGUGAAAAGUGUUGUGCCACCUACUGUGACAACAUACACCAUUACAAACUUGAAGCCUAAUACUAUCUAUCGAUUCCGAGUGGCAGCCACAAAUGAUAUCGGUACCAGUAAUUUCAGUGAGAGCUCCGAUGAUGUUCGUACAGAAGAAGAUAAGCCAGAAGAGGCACCACAGAAUGUAAAAGUGGUUGCUGUAUCUACAAAUUCAGUCAAUGUUACUUGGCAGCCACCUACUAAAAGUUCCUGGAAUGGCAUUCUGAAGGGAUACAUUGUUGAAUAUUGUAAAGAAAAUAAUGCAGAAUUCAAAGUCAAAGUAUCAUUUGAUCCUAAUUCAAGCACAAUAUGGAAAGAGCUCACUGACUUAGACAAGUUUGUGACAUAUGAAUUUCGGAUUUUGGCCUACAAUAAGAAAGGAAAUGGACCAACUAGUAAACCUGUUAUGUAUUUUGUAGGCUAUGCACCGCCAUCUGCUGCACCGUUGAAUGUUACAUCUGUAGCUGUAAGUGGUUCAGAAAUCAAAGUUUCCUGGUCACCACCCUUGAAAAGUACUCAAAACGGCGAAAUAUCUGGCUAUAAAGUUAUCUACCACCGUAUUUUCAAGAACAAAAGUGUCGACCGAAAAGAAAUAACAUCAUUAAAGCUGCAAGUUUCCCUUGUAAAAUUGAAAAUGUAUACAGAAUAUUCUAUAUCUGUGUGUGCCUUCACUACAGCAGGUCAGGGUCCCUUAACAAAACCUGUUAUUGUACGCACAAAAGAAGGAGCACCUGGAGCACCUGGCAAAUUGAAGUUCUAUAACAUCAUGCUACACUCACUCAAUGUCAGCUGGUCGGAACCAAGUGAACCAAAUGGAUUGAUAAGAUACUACCAUGUCAUAUUUUCCCAGAAAUAUACUGAUGCAGGUGGUAAGAAAAUGGUGCAGCUGACCAUACCUGGUGAUAGAUUAUAUUACCAUGCUAAGGAGCUUGAGGCGAAUAAAACAUAUGAAUUCACUGUACAAGCUGAAACCAUUAAAUUGGGAGCGAAACAAGUUGGAAAAGUUACGACUGGGCCUCAGAUUGGAUCACCUACUUCUCCUGUUACACCACAGAUUGAAAUGACUGACCGAGGAGUGAAUAUAACAUGGCGUAAAGGCUAUGAAGGAGAUUACCCAAUUCUUGGCUAUCUUCUACAAGCCAAAAAGCAAGUUUGUUUUAGCCAUCACGGCCAAGGCCAUGCUGGAGAUGGAGCACCAGAGUACAAAUAUAGCAGAUCAAACUACCAUGUAGAGGUUCCAUUGUUGACUCGUGAACCACAUGCAUACCAGCCUAGGGACCCAGAAAGUGACAAGAAGGGAUAUAGGAAGGUUUGUGACUGUGAUCCUCUAAGCAUGCAAGCAGCUCGCAAGAAAAGAGAAAGUGUUAAAAACUCUACAACUAUCAGAGGAAAAUGGACUGAUAUUUUGUUGAAGGAAUCACCACAGACUGGUGCAUUGCUUAAUAUUCACAGCUUAGAUACUGGCAAAGUGUACCAAUUCCGUGUGCUUGCCUACAAUUGGCUUGGAAUUGGACCUCCAAGUGAACCAUCUAAACCUAUGUUGAUACAAGAUCCAGAAAAAGGUGAAAUUGGGAAAAUGCGUACAUUCAGUGAACGGCCGUUUCAUACAGAAUGGUGGUUCUUGCUUAUUAUUGCCCUGAGUGGUUUAAUUGUCAUAAUGGCUGUUGUGCUGUUAUUGGUCCUGGUUGGCAGGAAGCGAAAGAUGACCCGUGAAACUAUUCGUAGACGUAACACCCCACCUCUUCCACUGGAGCCCCCAGUACUUGAUGAUGGAGGAUUUUCCACAUUUGAUCGACGUCAGUCACGGAGAACUAUCGGUCAUCGUACCAAUUCUUUGCGUAGUAUGAGAUCACCACCACGACCCAGUCCUGCUAGUGUGACAUAUUCUGAUGAUGAUUUGGACACUAAACCUCCGUUAGAUGACAACAGUAGUAGCUUAACAGAAAAGCCAGAUUUAGAAGAGUUGACAGAACCAAGUGACGAGAGUGAAGAUGAAACUGUAAAGAAUACAAAUACCACAACUGCUGGAACAUUCUACAAUCAGUACGUUAACGAUACAGUCCGCCAGUCUUGGCAACAGAGCAAUCCUCGAUCAAUGUAUAGCGCCUACAACUACACAGACAGUGAGGAAGCUGACAGUAGCACUUACGGCAUGAACGUUAACGGUGGCUACAUGAUGGUUAAUAACACUGCAGGAUCUCGAACACCAGUCGCAGGUUUUUCAUCAUUUGUUUAAGAACUUGAUCAGCUUUGAUUCAUUUUGAAAGAUUUCUAGCUUUAACAGAGAUAGAUUUGAUGAAGAAGAAACAAUAUGAAUGAUAAUAAGAAACGAAUAACCAGAAAGAGAAAACAUCAUAAUCAUCAUCAAAAUCUGUGCCAAAAAGAAAUUUGCAAAGAACAAACUGUCAACAUACAUGCAUAAUGUAUUUAUGCGAUAUAUAUGCACACUUGCAUGUAUAAUGUGUAUGGUUUGAAAUGUUAUGAAGCGUGGCUUGCUCUGAUAAAAACCAUUGCAACUGGUCAGCAAUAAUCUGGGUGAUUGUUGCAAUCAAUAAUGCACUGAUAUUGCAGUUUGGUCCAUGGUCUAUGGUCCAUUUUACUCUGGAAACAAAAGAGUCUGGGACAUCUAUGCUUGUCAACUCUCCCCCCCACCCCGUUUGUGAUAUUUCUUUUAUAUGUGAGGAAACAGUAUGGACUCCUUCCAAUCUAUCAAACAUUCUAACAAACUCAUAUACAAACACACACACACAUAUAUAUAUACACACACAUAUAUACAAACACACAUAUAUCUGUGUGUGUGUAUAUAUGUAUGUGUGCAUGUGCAUAUAUAUGUAUGUAUAUAUAUAUAUAUAUAUAUAUAUAUAUACACAUGCACACACACACAUAUAUAUGAGAGGAAUGUAAAAUUCCAGUUAAUUUAUAAUAUGCCUGACAUAUUUUUUAAAUGUCAAAACCAAAAAAUAUAUCGCAUCAAUUUUAUUCUUUUAUUUUCCAUUUUUAUGUCCUUUCCAUUUCUUUUUUUUCUUUUUUCCAAUCCCCGACCCUCACACACACACACAACACACACACACACAUAUACACACAAAUGCACACAUACUUUUUUCAGUUGAAAUUUUUUUUUUUCUUUUACUCCAGCUAUUAUAAAAUAAUCAUUGAAGCAAUCAAGUUAAUUGAAUGAAAUAGAUCAAUGUACCUACCAUUGUCAGAUUUUCAUGAUUUUCCU